AUGGCCGCCUGGACCGACAUCCAGAUCCUGAACGUCAGCCCUAUUCCUAGCGCGGCCCGUGACUCCGCGCAGGCGCACUGGGCAACGGUGCGGGUGGCUUGGCCGACGUCUACCGCAACGUUGCCCUGGGGCGGGAAUGCCGACGCCCGACCCUCACCGUCUGUCACGUCUUCCACGCGCACGCACGAAAUAGCCGCGGGAAACCCAGUCCACGCGCGGUCGACGCCGCUCGGUGUCGGAGCACGACAUCGGAAGCUUAUCCUACAGCUCUCGCGGCACGCGCCUCUCCGUGCGCGCGCGGAAAGCAGCGCGGCAUGUGGCGAGAGCCGCGGAUACGUUGGAAUGUUCAAUCGCGUCCAAACUCCUCUGCGGAAGCCCGCUUGGCUUCUGUGCCCUGACCCGCGCCUCGCAUCCUCGGGGGUUCCUGCCGCGAAGUCGACCACCCGCAUAUCACACCCGGUAGUCGAGGCUACGCGACCCUGCACGCACGCCGCGUGCGUCGCGACGUAG
This is a messenger RNA of Trametes versicolor FP-101664 SS1, 510 nucleotides long. RefSeq lists its product as uncharacterized. The record is from RefSeq and is a predicted model, not a curated record. Lineage: Eukaryota; Fungi; Basidiomycota; Agaricomycetes; Polyporales; Polyporaceae. The transcript has 3 exons. The coding region runs from base 1 to 510 and encodes 169 amino acids.